GGCGUUUGUGUGUGUGAUAAGGAUAAGGAGGAGGAGAAAAGAAGGAAAGAGAGAAGGAGGAGGAGGGAUGAGGGGGGGCGUGGAUGGGGGGCAAGAGACCCCGUCGUGUUUUGACCCUCCGAAACCUCCCCGCACACCGCCACCAUCACCAUCACCACCACUCCACCUCCUCCUUCUCUGCACCUCCUCCUCCUCCUUCUCUCCUCUGGAGGCUGAAAACACCAUUGCUCAUUCCCAGCCGUGACAUUUUCCAGCCUGUCGCCGUAUGCUGAGCGGACAGCCAAACGCGAGGAGCCAGGAAAGAAAGAAGAAGAAGAAAAAAACUGGGGGGGAAAGGAGGGACGCUGUCUGUGAGUCCGUCUUCCACAGCACCGAGCAUCCCGACGCUCUGCGAUCCGGAGCGACAGGCGCACCAGAAGGAGGCGAGGCGCUGCAGGAAGCCGCCGCUCCCUUUCACACCGGGGGAUUGUGGACUACACCGGACACGGCCCGAGCAGGACAGGAUACGGCGAGCGUUUACGUCUCGGACCCCGGAAGGCAGAGGAAGGGAGCAAAGCACGCUGCGCUAGCCGAGCAGCGCAUCAUCAUCCCCGGUGUAGGACUGGCUGUCGGGUCGCAUGGAGAAGAGGUAUGAAGAGCUGGUGCACUACUCAGGGUCAGAGGGCAUGUCGGUGGGGGGGUACGGGGACGAAGUCCGGGGGCUUCCUCCCCCGCAGUACGGACCCACCAUCCCCGACUCCCUCAAACACCACAAGGACCAGAUCUACGGUCACCCACUGUUUCCACUGCUGGCCUUAGUGUUUGAGAAGUGUGAGCUGGCCACCUGCUCCCCUCGAGACUCCACCUCCCUGUCAGCAACCUCCCACCUCCCCGGCAUGACCAAUCACAGCGACGUCUGCUCCUCCGAAUCCUUCAACGAUGACAUCGCCGCCUUCGCAAAGCAGAUUCGGUCAGAGAAACCCAUUUUUUCUUCCAACCCUGAGCUGGACAAUUUGAUGAUCCAGGCCAUACAGGUUCUUCGCUUUCAUUUACUGGAGUUAGAGAAGGUGCACGACCUGUGUGAUAAUUUCUGCCAUCGCUACAUCACCUGUCUGAAGGGCAAAAUGCCCACAGAUCUCGUGCUGGACGAGCGAGAGGGUGGGUCCAAGUCUGACAUGGAGGACUUCACCGGGUCCUGCACCAGUCUGUCGGAGCAGAAUGCAUCGUGGUUACGAGAGCCAGAUGAAUGUGCCACUACUCCUCUGGGAACGCCAGGCACCUGUGGCCUACCUUCACACAGCACAGCAGACAACUGUAGUGAUGCAGGCGAUGGUCUCGAUGGAGGCGUGGCCUCUCCCAGCACAGGUGAGGAGGACGAGACGGACAGAGACAGGAGGAACAACAAGAAGAGGGGGAUCUUCCCUAAAGUGGCCACAAACAUCAUGAGAGCUUGGCUCUUCCAGCACCUGUCGCAUCCGUACCCAUCUGAGGAGCAGAAGAAGCAGCUGUCACAGGAUACAGGACUGACCAUCUUACAGGUCAACAACUGGUUCAUCAAUGCCAGGAGGAGAAUAGUCCAGCCAAUGAUUGAUCAGUCAAAUCGCUCAGGUCAGGGUGGUCCCUACAGCCCGGAGGGCGCGGCUCUCGGGGGCUACGGGCUCGACGGCCAGGCCCACCUCGGGCUUCGAACAGCAGGUCUCCAGGGAAUGUCCUCCCUGCAGGGUGACUACCCCGGCGCUCUCCUGUCCCAACCAGGCUAUCCUCCCCACCCAGGACCGUCCCUCCAUUCUUACCCUGGCCCGCACCCUCACCCGGCCAUGCUGCUCCACCCACCGCCUCACGCACACCCCGCAGAGCCGCUGCUCACCCAAGGACUGGACAUACACGCACACUAGUUGUGGGCGUAUGUGGUGUGUGUGUGAGAGAGAGAGAGAGAGAGAGAGGGUAAUUGCCGUUUGAAUGUGUGUAUAUGUUUGGAGGGAUAUGUAUGCGUGUGUGUGCGUGCGGCUGAAUAUGUGUAAUGAAGGUACACUAUUUAAAGAAAAAAAGACACAUUUCUCCAAAAGUUUACAUUCCCCACUGAAAGACACUGACCUCAAUGUAGCUGUUCCACUCUUCAACACACAUGCACACACAAACACACACACACACACUCACACAAGUGGACGUGACCCAUGCGUUAGUCUGGACCCACAGGUUUAAGCCAUACCUCUUUCAGAGUAGAAGUGCUUCCCUCUCUUUAAAUGACUCCACUGUGUCCUGUGGGUGAGACAUAUGCUUUAAACUACACUUCCCAUCAUGCCUGCUGAACCACAGGAAGACCCAGGGAUCGGAUCAGACACACCGAUGAAUACUCAUCCUGGACUUUUUGCCACAGCACGGGGCUCAGGUCCUGUGAGCACGCCUUCUUCACUCCUCCCUGUCUUCCUACACACGUUUGACUGUCAGAGACUGACACACACACACACACAUACACACACACUCCCCUUCACACACACACUUUAUUUAAAGCUUUGUUUUUUUGUUUUUUGUUUUUUGUGUUGUUAGUUUUUUUGUUAGUUUUUUCUUAUUCUAUUUUUAUAUUUAUGCGCGCCACUCUAGGCGGCUGCAGCUUCACGUGAGUUUAUUGAAAUAUUAGUGCUCUUCCUCAGCAUGAAGCUAAACACUAUGAAUGACUUCCAGUCUGCCUCGCUAUCGUACCACUGACCUCCUUAAGACGCCUGCAGGCGUCCGUUACCUUAGGAUCUUUCCUAUACACACGCACAUGCACAUACACACACAUUGCAGUAAACACUACAUUGAAAGCCAUUGCAGCACACACACACACACACACACGCACACACACACAAAGUCCUCUGUAAGCAUUUCUAUUACAGUGUUGUCUGUCACAGCGGUGUGUGAGGGGAGCUGCAGCCAAAGGACUCUUUAAACAUUCGGCUCCCUCUCCACUCUGCUUGGACUGCUGAAGUAUUUCUGAAUGAUUAUGAUGAUGAAGAUGAUGAUGGGAAUACAGUUAAAGUAUUAAAACAUUUUUUAUAAAA
Oreochromis niloticus (Nile tilapia) is the source of this 3020-nucleotide messenger RNA. It is a transcript of the gene meis3, whose product is annotated as myeloid ecotropic viral integration site 3. Bases 618 to 1874 code for a protein of 418 amino acids. Gene Ontology annotation, biological process: regulation of DNA-templated transcription. The record is from RefSeq and is a predicted model, not a curated record. Gene Ontology annotation, molecular function: DNA binding. Lineage: Eukaryota; Metazoa; Chordata; Actinopteri; Cichliformes; Cichlidae. The transcript is spliced from 13 exons.